This is a messenger RNA of Camelina sativa (false flax), 1556 nucleotides long. RefSeq lists its product as uncharacterized. Gene Ontology annotation, biological process: DNA-templated transcription. Gene Ontology annotation, molecular function: DNA binding. The record is from RefSeq and is a predicted model, not a curated record. NCBI's taxonomy places the organism in Eukaryota, Viridiplantae, Streptophyta, Magnoliopsida, Brassicales, Brassicaceae.
GAAAUUAGGGUUUUAGUAUUUUAGUGAGUGGUCUCUUCUUCUACAUUGUUUGCAGCUUCUUUGAUCGACUGAGAGAAUCCAAAGGCUUUUUACAACCAUGGGAGGCGAAGACAUGAUUGACCACCUUAACGAGGAAGAGGAAGAGGAAGAGGAGGAGUUCAACACACCAGAACCUCUAGAGAAGAAGCAAAGGAAAGGGAAGGAGAUUGCAACAGAAACAGAAACAGAGGAUCAAAACAGAGACAAGAAAAUCAGACUCAAGGUGACACAAAUCCGCGAGAGACCCGAUAGAAUCUCUCCUAUCGUCGCUUAUUUCUCUACAAGCUACGAUCCUUGCGAGGUGGAUCCAGAAACGGGCGAGAAAGUUCAUGAAACCCCUAAGGUUACUGUUUACAAGCACAAGGAUGAGACGAAGAAGAGGCUUCAGGUUGUGGUAAGCCCUCCUGGUGCGAACGUGGAGUUCGUUGGCACGAAUUACACUGGCGAGCAAGCGGCUAUGCAGACUACUGCUUAUGCUUUGGGUGUCGUCAAUAGAGAGAAGAAGACGAUCAGGAUUUUUCCGGUUGCUCACAAUAAGAUAAUCAGAUUGGAGCCAAGAAUUAAAACUGAAGAAGCAAAUGAGGAAGAAGCUUCAGACGCAGAACUUAGCAUAAGAGAUCGACUUAGCAAAACUAACCAGAAGUAUAGUACAAAGAAAGUUGUUUCUCGGGAUAAGAAGAAGCGUAACUUAAAUCUGGGAGAUGAUGCGGAGACCCAGAAGUUCCUUGACGGGAAACUUAAUGAACUUGAUAUUAAUACGGGGGCUCUUGAAGGCACCAGUUCCACUGUUGCACGCAACAUUCCUCCGUAUGAUGCCUCUGCACCUUCUCCAAGGGAAGCUUAUCCUUUGGACAAAAUCAUCGAAAAGGGAGAAUGGAACUUCCUUGGAGAUAUAUACAGGUUUCUGCAGCAGGAAACUGAAGCAGCACCUGACAGUUACCCUUUUUUUGUCCGCAACAGAUUGUACAAGUUGCGAGAUAUCAAGGACGAUGACGAAAAGCAGAGGGUUUCUGGUGUCUUAACGUUUCUCACCCAUCUAAUUAAGUUCAAGGACAGAAGCUCUAUGAAUUUUGAAUCCGCGAAAAACCACAGGAUUCCAGAUAUCAUCCAUCGGAAAUUUAUUAGCAUGUUCAAGGAUCCUGAAUCAGAUAGGAUACCUGUUGAGAAGUCCAACCUUCUGACAAGCUAUGUUCUUGUGCUUUCACUUCACGUGGAUAAUUUCAAGACCGAUCCAGAAGACAUAGCUAAAGAUCUUAGGAUGAGCACAGUUGAUCUGAGGAAACAUUUUGAGAACCUUGGCUGCAAAAUCUCGAUGGAGAAGACAGCUAGGGUUGCGACCUUACCGACCCCUCUCAGUUUCCCGCAGAUCAGGCGGAGGAGGAAGACACAAAAGUGAUGACGAUCUGUACUGUUUAUUUUUGCUUAUUUGCUGGUAUUUUAGACAUAUUUUUCCAUGGGUUUAAUAUAGUAUUUAAAAGACAUGUUUCUUUGGUGUAAUGAUGUUUUCGAAAAUUCCA